This is a messenger RNA of Halteromyces radiatus, 1650 nucleotides long. RefSeq names its product calcium/proton exchanger. NCBI's taxonomy places the organism in Eukaryota, Fungi, Mucoromycota, Mucoromycetes, Mucorales, Cunninghamellaceae. The record is from RefSeq and is a predicted model, not a curated record. The transcript is spliced from 9 exons. Gene Ontology annotation, molecular function: calcium:proton antiporter activity. The annotation marks the transcript as partial. Gene Ontology annotation, cellular component: fungal-type vacuole membrane. Gene Ontology annotation, biological process: intracellular calcium ion homeostasis; calcium ion transmembrane transport.
GAAGGAUUUAUUGCUAUUAUCACAGGAUCUUACUUGAAUGUAUUAUUGAUCUUCAUACCUUUUGGUAUUGUAUCUAAAUUCUUUUGGGGUUCUACCGCGACAUUUGUAUUGAACUUUAUUGCUAUCAUCCCUUUGGCCAAAUUAUUGGGAGAUGUAACCGAAGAUAUUGCAUUAAGAACAGGAGAGGUAGUGGGUGGUUUAUUGAACGCGACUUUUGGUAAUGCUGUUGAAUUGAUUGUUUCAGUGAUUGCACUUAGUCAAAAUUUAGUGGUGAUUGUACAAAGCUCCAUGCUUGGGUCAAUCUUAUCCAACUUGUUAUUGGUCUUAGGCAUGUGUUUUUGGUUAGGUGGAUAUCGUUAUAAAGAACAAGUGUUCAACGUCACUGUGGCUCAAACAUCGGCUGGUCUUUUAUUUAUUGCCACUGCUUCCUUGUUGAUGCCUGCUGCCUUUUAUGGUUCUACUUUACAAUCUGUCUCAUCUGCUGCUGAAGUUCAUGAUAUAUUGGCCAUCUCUCGUGCUACUUCUGUUUUAUUAUUGAUUAUCUAUGCCUCAUAUCUCUUUUUCCAGCUCAGAACACACAAACAAUUGUUCCUCGCGCCACCUCCCGAAGCAUUCCACUUUUCUCGUCGAAACUCAAGAAGUCGUUUGAAUGAUGCAGAAAGAAGCAGUACAUUGACUCAGCAAGAAGAUGAUGAAGAAGAAGAACAGCCCAUUAUGCCUGGUUUAUUGGCUGGUUUCAUGCUAUUUAUCAUCACUGUAUUUGUGGCUAUCUGCGCUGAGUUCCUUGUUUCCGCCAUUGAAGAUGUUGUACAACAAUGGAACAUAAGUGAAACUUUUGUUGGUCUCAUCUUGUUACCUAUUAUUGGAAGUAAUGCUGCCGAACAUGUCACUGCUGUUACUGUUGCUUGGAAGAAUAAGAUGGAUUUAGCUUUAGGCGUUGCCGUCGGAAGUAGUAUGCAAAUUGCUCUUUUGGUAACUCCUAUCAUGGUUAUCAUCGGUUGGGGCAUUCAAGUCAAUAUGAGUUUAUACUUCAAUAUGUAUGAAACCGCUAUCAUGUUUGUUGCUGUGGUUAUGGUCAACUAUCUUAUCAUGGACGGUCGAAGCAAUUGGUUGGAAGGACUCAUGUUAUGUAGUGUUUACUUGAUCAUCGCCAUCUCCUUCUUUUAUUAUCCUGAUGCUGCUGCAAAUGACUUGGAUACUGGUGUUAAUUUGGCCAACAACAUUACAACUACUCAUUAGUAUCCUCUCUUAUUUCUCCUAUAUAUAUAAUAUAUAUUUAUAUAACAAUCACCAUUUUUUUUUUGUUAAUCAUUCUUCUUUUCUUCCUCCCAUUCACUUUUAUACAUAUAUAUUGUGUAUGUAAAAAUACAAAACAAGCGAUUAUCUUUUUGAUGAAAAGGUUUAAUAUAUAGACAACUCAUCCUUAGUUUUAUAUAUAUAUAUCCAUUUUAAAUAAACUCCAUGAAUAAACUCUUUAUCGUAUUCAAAUCAUUAGCUAUUAACAGUAGGAUAUCUCCUUUUUUGGGGAGGUGUUAUUUCUUUCCUGGAAUCAUUUGUCCCUCAUCAAACCCUUUUUUAAGGGGAGUUUUGGGAAUCCAACAGGAUGAUCAUUUUAUCGUGGCAAAGAAUCCAAUCACACGUUGGUUAAAA